UCCCCGCGGUUGCCGCGUCCCCCACUCUCCACCCCGGGUGGCAGCGGCUUGUCUUGUCUGCCCGCGCAGGCCAGGCUUCUGUGGGUUCUGGGCCCUUCACCCCCGGGAGUCCCUGCAGUCCCCUCGGACCCCUUCCGGAGGCCAGCGAUCCCGUGCUCUCGUUCCCGACUCCUCCAGGACACUGUAGGAAGCACUCAGCAAACUUUAGGGCGCGCGUGGAACAGUGGUUUGGGGCUAGUGGAGAGGUACCUCCUGAAGGCAAAUGUUCUCGGCGCCCGUAACUCCGGGCUGCUCCAAACAAGUAGGACGCCGAGGUCGUGAAGGCAGUGGUAGGUCCUCAAGCAGCAGGAACCCGUCAAAGAAGAAAAAGCCUCUAUGUGGCCUGAGGUCUCUGCCCCAAUUUCUGGACUGAGCUGGGGGCUGGAAGAGGAAACUGACCGCGGAGCUCCUGGGAGAACUUGCUUUAUCAUUUCAGCAUUCUGCCUUUCCCUGUGAGGAGGAAGAUAACUAAGUCCCAGGAGAGUAGUUUUCCUCUUUCCUAAGGUUUGAUCUCAUUUGUCGAGGGAACUGAUACACUAUCCCUUCCUUGGGAAGGGGAAGAAGAUACACAUUGGGCCUAGCCCAAUCCAGAGCUGUGACAUGGCAGAGACUGGGGAAGAGGAGACGGUGUCAGCGGAGGCCUCAGGGUUCUCAGAUUUGAGUGACUCGGAGUUUCUGGAUCUGGAAGAUACCCAAGAGUCUAGUGCUUCAUUUAGCAAACCUGGCCCUUCUUCUGAACUCCCUGGGAAGGAUGGCAAGCUCGUAAACUUACCAAAGGGGAAAAGAGGAUUGGAUGUCCCAUCACCCAUGGAGCGAUUCCACCUUAAAUAUUUGUAUGUCACUGACCUGUCUACUCAGAACUGGUGUGAACAGCAAAUGGUAUAUGGGAAGGAGCUUCCUGGUUUCUUGACACCUGAGAAGGCAGCUGUUUUGGACACUGGUGCCAGCAUUCACCUAGCUAGAGAACUAGAAGUUCAUGACCUUGUGACUCUCUCCAUCACCAGUAAAGAAGAUGCGUGGGCAGUUAAGUUUAUGAAUAUGCUGUCAAUGAUUCCUACCCUGCAGGCAGAAGGGCGCAUCAGAGAGUUUCCAGUGUUUGCAGAAGUGGAGGGUGUGCUUCUUGUUGGAGUGAUUGAUGAGCUGCACUAUACACCCAAGGGGGAACUGGAACUGGUUGAACUCAAGACACGCAGACGCCCUAUGCUCCCUCUGGAAGCUCAGAAAAAAAAAGACUGUUUUCAAGUCAGCCUAUACAAAUAUAUCUUUGAUGCCAUGGUACAAGGGAAAGUGACCACUGCUAGCCUUAUCCACCACACAAAAUUGUGUCCGGAAAAACCACUGGGACCUUCAGUGCUAAGGCAUGCCCAGCAGGGAGGCUUCUCUGUGACAUCCUUGGGUGACCUCAUGGAGCUGGUCAUCUUGUCUCUAACACUGUCUGACCUUCCAGUCAUUGAUAUUCUGAAAAUUGAAUAUAUCCACCAACAGACUGCCACUGUGCUGGGUUCAGAGAUUGUGGCCUUUGAAGAGAAGGAGCUGAGAAGCAAAGUGCAGCACUAUAUGGCCUACUGGGUGGGCCACCGAGAGCCUCAGGGGGUUGAUGUCGAGGAAGCUUGGAAAUGCCGGACAUGCAACUAUGCAGAUAUCUGUGAAUGGAGGAAGGGUGGUGGGGUGCACAGCUCCAUGCUAGAGACCCAAGCCAAAAGGGCCAAAUGAACAGAAGGUAUGCCUUAAGGAACUUUGAUCCUUCCUGCCCCUGAUGUACUCAACAGAGUAAAAGUGGACCAAUCUGUGAGCUUGGCUUUCAUGGAGAGCAUUCGUAUUUUGGUCCUUUUCCUAUUUUCUCUGCCUCUGACCACUCAAAUCUAGGACCAAGGCUCAGGUGAGUGGGAGAGAGCUGGCUGUGCUGUACCUGGAGCUUCGCCAUAGAUUGCCAAGACAGAUGCUCAUCAUGGCUGGAGCAGUCACUGCUUUCCUAAGAAGAUUCUUCAGUUUCUGUUAAGGCUCUUCCUAUU
This is a messenger RNA of Molossus molossus (Pallas's mastiff bat), 2051 nucleotides long. RefSeq names its product exonuclease 5 (gene EXO5). Gene Ontology annotation, cellular component: nucleus. Lineage: Eukaryota; Metazoa; Chordata; Mammalia; Chiroptera; Molossidae. Gene Ontology annotation, molecular function: single-stranded DNA 5'-3' DNA exonuclease activity. The record is from RefSeq and is a predicted model, not a curated record. Gene Ontology annotation, biological process: interstrand cross-link repair. The transcript has 3 exons. The coding region runs from base 640 to 1752 and encodes 370 amino acids.